Messenger RNA from Racocetra fulgida, 258 nucleotides. NCBI's taxonomy places the organism in Eukaryota, Fungi, Glomeromycota, Glomeromycetes, Diversisporales, Gigasporaceae. The record is from the annotation of a GenBank genome assembly.
AUGCUGCAAAGAUAUCGAACAAUCAGACGUCAACAAAGAAAUGGUGAGGCUGCCUUGUUGCAGCGUGAAGUUAGAACAUUGAGAGCACAGGUAGUUGAGUUGAGAGGAAAUGCAGUUUUUAUGGCGAGAGAAGUAGUUCGGUUGAUGAGAGAAGUAAAUGAUAGAGAUUUGCAAAUUUUGGAGAUUAAUCAGGAGAAUCAACAGAGGAAUAAAGAUUAUAUAUUGUUGGUAAGAGAUAGGAAUGAUUUAAGGGCUGAG